UGUGACGUCAGCCGAGACCGGGAUGUAAAAAGCUUGCGGCAGGAGCACGCGGGGCUGCACGAGGCCGGGGCAUCGCGGUGAUCAUCUGAAGCACGAGCUGUUUCUCAAGCCACGAAAGUUGAAUAUGAACGGAGAAAUGAACGGUUAUCAUAACGGAUUCAUCGACGAGGACUGCUUCUUAUUUACCUCUGAGUCUGUGGGAGAAGGACAUCCGGAUAAGAUCUGUGACCAGAUCAGUGAUGCUGUUCUUGACGCCCAUCUUAAGCAAGACCCAGAUGCCAAAGUGGCUUGUGAAACGGUAGCCAAGACUGGAAUGAUCCUGCUGGCAGGAGAAGUGACCUCUCGUGCCAAUGUGGACUACCAGAAGAUCGUCCGGGACACUGUUCGACACAUCGGCUAUGACGACUCCUCAAAAGGCUUUGAUUACAAGACCUGUAACGUGUUGGUGGCUUUGGAGCAGCAGUCUCCGGACAUUGCUCAGGGAGUACACUUGGACCGUAACGAGGAGGACAUUGGCGCAGGGGACCAGGGACUGAUGUUUGGCUAUGCUACAGAUGAAACUGAAGAGUGCAUGCCCCUCACCAUCAUGCUGGCCCAUAAGCUGAACGCCAAAAUGGCUGAACUGCGACGCAACGGUGUCCUGCCCUGGCUCCGUCCGGACUCCAAGACCCAGGUGACUGUGCAGUACAGACAGGACCACGGUGCGAUGCUCCCGGUGCGUGUGCACACUAUAGUGAUCUCGGUGCAGCACGAUGAAGACAUCUGCCUGGAUGAAAUGCGCGACGCCCUGAAGGAGAAGGUGGUUAAAGCGGUGGUGCCUUGCGUUUACCUGGACGAUGACACCAUCUACCACCUGCAGCCCAGCGGCCGCUUUGUCAUUGGCGGACCUCAGGGUGAUGCUGGAUUAACAGGGCGCAAGAUUAUCGUAGACACGUACGGAGGUUGGGGUGCUCACGGCGGAGGAGCUUUCUCUGGGAAAGAUUACACUAAAGUCGACCGCUCUGCUGCCUACGCUGCCCGCUGGGUGGCCAAGUCUCUGGUCAAAGCUGAGCUCUGCAGGCGGGUCCUCGUACAGGUAUCCUAUGCAAUCGGAGUGGCCCAUCCUCUGUCCAUUUCCAUUUUCCACUAUGGUACGUCGAAGAAAAGCGAAAGGGAGCUGCUGGAGAUCGUAAAGAAGAACUUCGACCUUCGUCCAGGAGUCAUUGUGAGGGAUCUGCAGCUAAAGAAGCCCAUUUAUCAGAGGACGGCUGCAUACGGUCACUUCGGCCGCGACUCGUUCCCGUGGGAGAUUCCCAAAAAGCUGCAGUACUAAACUGCCGUCCCCCUGAGUCCUGCUGACGUAAACUACAGAGAAGUCUGCAAGGCUGCAAAAGGGAGGCGGACGUUUAGACCAGCUUCGUCUUACACACAUCCAUUCAGAUUGUAAUUAAUAACUAAUGAGAGUUCCACAGGCAACUCGACCAAAAAAGGCAUAGUUAUAAAGAUUUAUCUUCUUUUUUUUUCAAGUCAUGAACUUGUCCUAAUUUUUUUAUUUCUCAUAAAGACCUCAUGCACACACAUGCACAUAAACAGAAAACGCCCCACAGACAGGUUUCUAGUUACCAUUAUAAAUUACUAAAACGGUUGGUUCUUGCUAUGCCUACAUCUACCCCUGCUAGAAAGCAGUCUUCCUUGUGGGCGGAGCCUACCAUCCCUACAAUGUCAAGACCAUCAGAUAAUCUUAUCUGUGUGAGGAAACAUGGAAACACACAAUCAAACCAAACGGCUUAGUUUCCUUAUUCUUAUGUUCUGAUUUUAUGCAUUAUUUGUUUUUUCCUCAAUCAUUACAUGUAGAUGGUGCUGAUGAAUGGAAGAGGAAAGAAAAACCCAUCUUUUUAAUUUUAAUGGGCAUUUUCUCAAUCAUGUACUUGCUUUGCCUUGUCGAGACUGAAAAAUGUGGCUAGUGUUUUACAGAGAAACUAGCCUUGUUUACAUGCUCUCUCUCAGUCUCGGAUGGCUUUUACUUUGGAGUCUUUAUUUUACCCCUUUCUGUUUAUUUAUAUCAUGUAACAAUAAAACAUAUUUGCAUUCUCCCAA
Molecule: messenger RNA, 2076 nt
Organism: Hemibagrus wyckioides
Lineage: Eukaryota; Metazoa; Chordata; Actinopteri; Siluriformes; Bagridae
Gene: mat2ab
Product: methionine adenosyltransferase 2Ab
Exons: 9
Coding region: 125-1312 (395 amino acids)
Biological process (GO): S-adenosylmethionine biosynthetic process
Cellular component (GO): cytosol; methionine adenosyltransferase complex
Molecular function (GO): methionine adenosyltransferase activity; ATP binding
Source: RefSeq, a predicted model, not a curated record